Messenger RNA from Chaetomium globosum CBS 148.51, 1782 nucleotides. RefSeq lists its product as uncharacterized. NCBI's taxonomy places the organism in Eukaryota, Fungi, Ascomycota, Sordariomycetes, Sordariales, Chaetomiaceae. The transcript has 4 exons. Bases 1 to 1782 code for a protein of 593 amino acids. The record is from RefSeq and is a predicted model, not a curated record. Gene Ontology annotation, cellular component: nucleus. Gene Ontology annotation, molecular function: DNA binding.
AUGGGCCUGCUAAUUCCGAAAAUGGCUGCGGAAAUCCGGUCACAUGGGAAUGGAGAGAACUUCAGAAACUGCUCCGAGAGCCCGCGAACAGGCCACCAAACCUUGCACUAUCCGGCUAAAUUUAGCAUGGCUACUAUCCGCGAAGAGCUUAUUCAAUUGGCUAUAACGAAUAUUCAACAGGGUCUUUGUUCCAUACGUUCUGCGGCUGAGAAAUACAGCGUUCCCUCUUCCACGCUGUCAGACCGACUCCAUGGCUCACAACCACAAAGACAAGCCAAAACCCACAAUCAACGGCUCAGCCCUGUGCAAGAAGAGUUUGUGGUCGACUGGUGCCUUAAUGAAGAAAAGUCUGGAAGGGCUCCUAGCCGUAGCCAGGUCGUAGGUUUCGCGCAGGCCAUCUUGGCUGAAGGAGGUGAUCGUCAGCCCCUGGGUGCCAGAUGGAUCGACCGCUUCCUACGCCGCCACAAUGCUGUCAAAACUAAGAAAUCAGCUUUGUUGGAAAGCUCUCGUACGAAAGACUCUACACGGGAAGCCUACCAAGCUUUCUAUAGGAGGCUGGAGUUCCACAUCCGCGACAAGAAUAUCAUACCCGCGAAUAUAGCCAACGUCGACGAGCAUGGCAUGCAGGAGAUGGAAACCACGGCUGGCACGGUUAUUGGCAGUUCCCUCACACGUAGAGCUUACACAACUAGCUCUGACACAACGACGUGGGUUACUGUCAUUGAGUGUGGUACUGUAGAGGGGGUCCGACUCUCGCCAACUAUAGUCUUUACCGGUGCCUCCCUUCAGGGACAAUGGUUCCCUCCCAAAGCCGAGCUAGAGGUAGACUUCCUGGACUGGAAGUUUGACUACAGUCUCACAGGCUGGAGCAAUAGCCAGAUUGCCUUGAAGUGGCUGAAAGAGGUGUAUCUACCACAAACUCAGCCUCAAGGUGACGAGUGGAGGUUACUCAUCCUCGACGAACACUCUAGCCACACAACCGGUGACUUCAUGGCCACAGCUUGGCUAAAUAAGGUUCAGCUGGUCUAUCUACCUGCUCAUACCUCCCACAAGACCCAGCUUCUCGACCGCAGUGUUUUCUCAGCACUGAAAAGCUAUUUCCGGCAAGCUACCAAGGCGCUCGCAAGCUUCACGGCAUCAGCUGCUAUAAACAAGCGACGGUUCCUCCAUUGCUAUAGAGAUACAUCCAAGCUUGGAAUGUCAGCUAGGAAUAUUAUCUCUGGGUUCAGAAACACCGGUAUUUGGCCCCUAGACCCAUCCAAAGUGCUGGAUGACCCCGAGGCAGUCCUGGAAAGCCAGGCCCUCCCUGUACGGCCGAAAACACCACCCCCUGAGCCUAGGACUGAGUUCUGGACACCUCAAAAGAGCCAGGACAUCCGUACGCACCAGCAGGGUGUAAGUGAGGGUAUGGAAGCUAGUGGACGGCUGACAAGGACUCUGUUGGCCAAGGCAGGCAAGGCUUUGGAUGCUAAGAAUGCCGAGAUGGCAUCUUUGAAGGCCCAGGUCGACCACUUGACGAAGGAAUUAGAGUCUCACGAGCCACAGGGCCGUAAGAGGGUCAAAGAGAAUGCCAAUGAUAAAUUUACAAGGAUAGAGGAUAUUAUCCAGGCGAAGGAGGAUUCGAUGAAGUCUCCUAAGAAGAAAAAGAAGAAGACACAACAGGACAGUCAAGAAGUCAAGGAAGCCGAAGAAAUAAUUGUAGACGCUGUUGAGCCUGGUGGUGAUGGUGGCGCCAAGUGUCCGAUUGUGGGGUGUGUCCGGUUGUGGGGUCUAGUCGUCUAA